GCGGCCGAGAAGGCUGCCUCCCACACACCGCGGGGCGACGUGCUCCCCGCAACGCCUGCCAUGGCGCGGGCCGACCCCGCCACCCUUCCCGCCCGCCAGCGGCGGCGCCUGCGCGGAAAGCGGGGGCGCGGGCCGGGGCGGGCGGCUGGCUGGCUGGCUAGCUGCGGAUCCCGGGGUGUAAGGAGGGGGCCGUUUCCCGCCGCCCCGCUCGGCGGGCUCUGCCGCCGUUACCUCGUAGACGUGGAGGAGGUUGUGGCGGCUGAAUGACAGACAACAGUCCUCCAGCAUCAACCCAUACCGUGGAUGAGGAUGCUCUACAGAAACUUAUUCAUUUGCUCCAGGCCACAGAUGAUCCAUUAAUUCAAGAGCAAGCUUUAAUCACUCUCAGCAACAGUGCUGCCUUCUCUGUAAAUCAAGACAUAAUCCGAAAUUUGGGUGGCCUUUCUGUUAUUGGAGGGAUGCUCUCAGAUUGCGUUCCCAAAGUUAAAGAAAAAGCACUAAAUGCACUUAAUAAUUUGAGUAUGAAUAUUAAAAAUCAGGAAGAGAUACAGGUAUAUAUUGUGCAAGUUUGCAGGAACGUUGAGUCAGCUCCCCUGAACUCUGAUCUGCAGCUAGCUGGACUCAGAUUGUUGACAAAUAUGUCUGUUACCAGUGACUACCACCAUAAGAUGAUAAACUCAAUUCCAUGCUUGUUUCAUUUGCUUUCAGAAGGAACUGAAAGGACACAGAUUCAAGUUUUGAAAGUGCUUGUGAACUUAUCUGCAAACCCAGCCAUGACAAGACAUCUUCUUAGAGCAAAAGUGCCAUCACUGCUGUUGCUUUUUGACAACUGUAUAAACAGAGAUAUUCUGCUCAGAGCCCUGGUGUUUGCAGCAAACUUGAAAAAGAAUAUGAACAAUGAAGAUGGCACCAUGAUUCAGGACCAAUACAGUGAACAUUCAAUUUUCUCCACGCUCUGCAGGGACUCUACCCCAUUUGCUCAGAAACUGGCAUCUUUGUUGCAUCACCCCGAUACAGAAGUGAAAGAGCAAGUUGUGAGAAUAUUAACACAGUAGUGAUUUUUUUAAAAAACAGACUGACCUGAUGAAAAUAUAUAAUCUUAGGAAUGAUAUGCUACAAAACUCCCAACAAGCAAACAGUAAAACAACCAUAAAAAAUACUGAAUACUACCAUAUUACUAGGCACAGAUCAGUUACUACAAAAGAGAAUGCAAUGUCUUUAAUAUAAGAGCAUGACAGUUUUUUUGUUUGUGGUUUUUGUUUUUUUUUUUUUUUUAACACGAGCAAGACAGAAGCAAUAGCUUAAUUAGUACUGAGAAACCAGUGUGCAGCUGGUACAUGUACACAAAGGGGGAGGAAUAGUUUAAAACUUGAAAACUUUCAUACGUACAGUGAACAUUUUAAAUGGAUGACUAAAGUGAAUCAAAAUAUUAUUCUCAAUGUCAAAGAAUUUUUGUUGCCUUAAGUAUUUACAGCUGUUGAAUAAAUACCUCUAUAAAAUGGCGCGUUAAAGAUUUAGCAAUUAGAGAUUAGACCUUUACAUUUUAUUAAUCUGAUAUCUGCUAAAUGGGUGCUAGCAAAUCUUAGAAAAUACUAAAUAAAAACAAUACCAAACUA
Molecule: messenger RNA, 1616 nt
Organism: Aquila chrysaetos chrysaetos
Lineage: Eukaryota; Metazoa; Chordata; Aves; Accipitriformes; Accipitridae
Gene: ARMC10
Product: armadillo repeat containing 10
Exons: 6
Coding region: 264-1055 (263 amino acids)
Cellular component (GO): mitochondrion
Molecular function (GO): protein binding
Source: RefSeq, a predicted model, not a curated record